Molecule: messenger RNA, 508 nt
Organism: Cetraspora pellucida
Lineage: Eukaryota; Fungi; Glomeromycota; Glomeromycetes; Diversisporales; Gigasporaceae
Source: the annotation of a GenBank genome assembly
ACCAAAACCAAUGUAAACUUAGUGCCCUAACUACUAAUAAGAAGGCUAUGAUCAUAUCUGUUUAUCACUAUCUUCAAAAAAAUAAUCAAAUUAUUAAACAGUUGCACCAAAAAUUUAGUCUUCGCAAAGAAGUUUCUUUAGCAACAGAAGAGAGUUUAAAUUAUCAAAACAAGGCCAACGUUUUUGAAUUAUCAGAAUUAAACUUUUUUAUUUCAAAAGCACAACUUUCACAUGAUUUAAAAAAUCUUGGCUAUUAUUAUGGAAAAGAAGUAGUAAAAAACAAGAUUAGAAGUCAACCACAAUUACCAGAUAUUCUCUUUUUAUGUAAUGCAUUAUUGUGUGCUUUUCAAGAAGAAGUUAAGUCUGAUACUAUUAUCUUAAGUUGGAAAAAAUGCUUAGAAAAAGCAAAAAAAUAUUUGAAGUUAAUUGAUUUUGAGUUGAGUGAAGAAGAUGAAGAUGAUGAAAGGAUUAAUUUGUCAGAUUUAGAGGAUCAAACUUUUAGUGAUAA